Messenger RNA from Paramecium tetraurelia, 174 nucleotides. RefSeq lists its product as uncharacterized. The record is from RefSeq and is a predicted model, not a curated record. NCBI's taxonomy places the organism in Eukaryota, Ciliophora, Oligohymenophorea, Peniculida, Parameciidae. The transcript has a single exon.
AUGAAUAUCUUAUUAUCAAACUUUAUGUGUAAUAACAUAUCACUUUCAACAAUAAGAAAACAAGUUGAAUUAUUUUUAUUAAAGAAUAGAAUACAGGCUGACAAAAUUAAAUUGAAAAUUUUUAACAAACAAUACUAAUUCAAUAUAUUAUUAUUCUAAGGAUAAACUCAAUGA